Messenger RNA from Malaya genurostris, 5156 nucleotides. It is a transcript of the gene corto, whose product is annotated as centrosomal and chromosomal factor. The transcript has a single exon. The record is from RefSeq and is a predicted model, not a curated record. Lineage: Eukaryota; Metazoa; Arthropoda; Insecta; Diptera; Culicidae. The coding region runs from base 1206 to 2936 and encodes 576 amino acids.
ACUUCAGUCGAGGCUCAACGCCCAAAGAAGAAACAUUCAAUCGAAAAGAAAGAACCCUACUGAGAGCCAGUGUAAGCUCAAAACAGCAGAAAAAAAGAAGAAUUACAACCAGACUCAUUAAAAGAACAAGUAGGGCCGGUCGAUAGAGAGCAAGAGAGUAAGAACGAACGAGAGAACAAGUCGGGAUAGCGCGAGUGCGAGUCGGUCGGGUGGUAGACGAGAACAGUAACAGAGAUUUCAGUGUUGUUCAGUUCGGGAAGAGGGCAACAAGAGAAAGAGCGCCGACCGAGAAGAACGUACGGCCUGGUCUGGCUUCAAUACUGAAGAAAGAGGCACUAACCGAAAAGCCACGGAUCGAGCGCGUGUGUGUUGGCAAGAAAAGAAGAAAAUCGAUAUUAAGUGAAUGUGUCAAAAUCAGGUCACCGUGAAUUUAAAGCGAGCAGCAGUGAGAAACCAAUGCUCCGUGCCUGAUUAGUCUUAAAGUGAGACGAACCGAGAAGUAAAUUUUGAUUAAACAGUGUGAUAGUCGCGAUUUGACCGAUUGUCGAACGCGGAUACCGAGUCGGGUUUCGUUUCGAAUGAAUUGAAGAAACAAGCCGACCUUAUUUGUUUUUUUCGCUAGUGAAGACUGAGCUGAAGGAGGUAACCGUACGCCGAGAUUUGGGAGCAGAGGAACAGCACCGAGAAGCAGUAUCGCAAACUAAUCGGCUGUCAGUCUAAUCUCAUUUCGAGGAGAAGCAACGUUGAACUCAUCAGCGCCAUUGCAUUUCACGAAGACUGAGUUCUUAGCAGCCAAUUUCAUCGACUGUUGGAGGCAAAACAGCAAACUGCCGCCGGUGGUCAAGCUAAAUCCCGAUCGUAGCGAUUUGGAAUUUAUUGAGUUGAUGUUCCUGAUAAGUGUAAUUUAGUGGUUACGAGCAGAAGAGAGCGGAAAAAAAAUAAUUUUGUGAUUUGAUUCGAAAGAGUAAAUUGAAGCAUAUCGAUUGUGUGGAGAGAAUCGUUCGCAUACGGUGCCAAAUGUGUGGAUAGAAAGGAAGAAAGCGAGUGCGUACGUUGGCGGAACCAUAAAUUAAAAGAUUCCAAUGAAAAGUGACUGGAGUGCGAAGAUUUAGUGUCGUUCACCCGUUUUGAGUGGUACGUGUACCACAUCUCGGGGUUUAACGUUGGAGUGGAAUAAAGUAAAUACCACUAUCAGCACCGACAGGAUGGCAAUGGCAGCGUGUUAUCCGAACUACGACCUUUCGGUGGCGUCCGGUAUUUCCCAGCACCAGCAGCAACCGCAGUUGCACCAUCUACCGGUGUCAUCGCGGUUAACGAGCGGGGCACCGAUGGCACAGAAGGACUACAGCAUACCGCUGCACGUGGACUGUAGUGUGGAGUAUGAAUUACCAAAUCAGGCCAAACCACCGGUGGGAGCCCGGGUGGAACCGUUGCUGAUGAUUCAUCCCUGCUAUUUCCGGAAAAUGGAAAGUCAGCGGCGUAGUCCUUUCAUAAACAAUAUGCCAAAUUCAUCCCGUAGCUCUAAUUCAAUUGUUGCCAAUGUUGUUGAUACGUCGUCCAUGAGUCGGCGCAGCUCAAAAGCUAGUUCCCAGCAGGCACAGCAGCACGUUGUAGUGUCUAGUCAUCAAAGCAGUAUGCAUCACCAUCCGAACUUGCAGCAACAGAUCGAUGAAUACGUGCAACGGCAGAUGGUCCAGAGGUCCCAACAGGCGCACUAUCCUGUUGGGACGAGCAGCAGUCAACAGCAACAGUCACAGCAUGUUCAAUCCCAACACCAUCGCCAUCAUUCACAUCAACCACAGCCUCAACAGCAGCUCCAUCAGCAGCAACAGUCACACAUAACCAGUCAACAACAAUCCUCCAAUCAGUACAGCCUACAAAGUCAGCAACAACAGCAACAGCAGCAACAACAACAACAACAACAACAGCAACUAUCAAAUACCUCAGACUGGAGCCGUUAUAUGGGCCCUGAUGGGGUAGUCCGAAGCUACGGGAAGGUCAACCUAGCCAAUCAAACUGCCUAUAGCAACAGCAACAACAACAACAACAACAGCAGUAGCAAACCAAAAGCCAUCAAACGUUGUAAUACGGGUAUGACCCAGCUGGCGCACACGAAUGCCGCCGGCACUGGUCAGCAGCAACAGCAGCCGAAUCUAAUGCCGGCUAGCUGUGCUGCGUUCAAUACAAGUAGCAGUUUGGAGGGCGGUUUGCCAUCCGGUCCCCGGUGGGACGUCGAAAAGACUUCAAUGGCCGCUGUGCCGCGUGAUUUCCAGGCAGGUCCCGAAUCGUUACCGAUUAAAGUGAAUGCUAGUCUACUGGUGGGCGGAAACAGUUCCCAAACUGCCAGCAGUAACAAUAAUAACUAUCAACCGUCGGCAACGAUGUACCGAAACUCUUCGGUCGUUGGCAAACGUGAUGCUAUGCUUUCCGGAGGCUGUGGUGUAUAUAGUAAUAGUAGCAACAGUAACAAUAACACUAGUAACAAUAACAACACGGAACUAGGUCUGACCGCCGCCAGUGGCCUGUGGGACUCUGCGGCACUGCUGGAGAAGAGCUCGAUGGCGACGAUCCCGCGUGACUAUCAGACCGGUCCGGAUCAUAUGGCGUGCAGCAAAAUGGUGGGCGCUGGGAGUGCCAUGCUCACCGCCGCCGGCCAUGCAUUGAUGCGCACCGGCGUCACCGGUAGCAGCAACCAUCACAGCAAUUCCAGCGGAAAUGGUAGCAACGGCAACAACAACAACAACAACAACAGUACCAGCAGUGGUUACCAGUCGGAGAAGUCGGCCGCCCUGUUUGCGGGCAAGUACCGGCAGCACCAGCGGGUUUCCCAUCGGCUCCAUCCGUACAUGAUGACCGGUUCGAUGGGGGGCUCCUUUCCGCCACUGAUGGCACCAGCAUUCCCGCAGAUGCAGCAAGUGUCGUGUUAUAAUGUGUGAUUUUAAUUCUAAUCGGCUAAGAAAACAGAGAAGAAAAAAAAAUGAAACAAAACGGAAAAUGCUGUCGACGAGAAUGGAUGGAAGCUUACGAGAAGAAGGAAUAAUUUAUUAAACGAUUAUUCGUUGCUAUAAUCUCUUUGUUUGUGUCUUAUAACGACGAAGAAAAUGAAGGCAAAAGUAUAAAAAAAAUAUAAUCGAGCAACUUUUUUCGUUGCAUUUAAAUGUGAUAGUAGUUUUACUCCAAGCAACUUCGAAAGAUAGUAAAGGAAAUAAUGAUUACAAAAUAGGAUACAAGUUAAACAAAAUAUCGCUAUAUAUAUAAAAAUAUGUGUUCCAAAGAAAGUCAUGCGAAACGUAGUGAAUACAAGAAAAAAUUUGCAACAGCAUAACAACAAGAAGUUAGAACCAACCGUCGGAUGUUAUGAAAGGAGCGGGAAAAAGGCGGCAUGGGACGGAAGCUGAAACCGAAAAAAAAACAAAACGAAUCAUCAAAGUUUGUAAAUCCGUGAACGGUGAAGAAAAAGUUUAUUGUGUGCAAACUCCAACUGCUGAAGGAGUAGGAAUAUAGAAACCCGGGAAGGUGAUAUUAAGUAGUGUUGAUGAUGCAGAGUUGAACGUUGAAAGCAAUCGUGUGAGAGAAAAAAAGCAGUUGAUAAAGUUCCCGAGGCUACCAUUUUGGAUUACCGUCGCUUUCCGUCAGUCAUCGGAACCGUACAGGAACCGAGCUAAUGCGGUGUAUUCUCGUCGGCAUGCGAAAUCAGCUUUUCUCAUCAAUAUUCAUCAGCUUCUGUAAAGUUUCACCGUCGACGCAGAACCCUGGGGAGUGCUUCCAGCGAUUCCGUCGACGUUUUUCAUCGGCAUCAUCUUUGUUCAUCAUCAAUACAAGAUGAUCGCCUGCGCACAGCUGUCAGCUGGGACCACAUCCGAUAUCAUCAGGCAGGUCCUGGCAGGCACUUUGCCCGCCAUCGUCAUCGUCAUCGUCUUCGCCCGAAAAUCGGAUUUUCCCGUAAACUUUUUCGACCGUUUUCCGGAUUAAUUGGAUUACUGCAACAGUUUCCUUACCGCGCUAGUUUAUUGCUCCGAACACUCAUCUCCUCGCUAAUAUAUAACGUACACACUAACUGAGGGUAAACAGAAACGAUUACACUCCCACACAUACACAUCUACACACUCACAUCCUACAACCACACUCACAGCCAUGCAAAAGCCCUCUACCUAUUUAACUGCAAAAUUGAGGGAUUAGAACUGAUUUCCGGACAGUAACAGUAAAUAAGUAACCGAUACUAAAGUCAUGAACCUUUCUUGGAAAAAAAAUACAAACAAACAAACAAGCCUAAUAACCCACCCUCGAAUGCUAUUGUUACGUUUCUAUUAUUGGUAUGUCUUAAAAUAUAUAUUAUUGUUUCGUUGUCCAAUAGAAUCGAGUUUUUUUUCUGUUUCAAAACGAUCCGUCUUUCUCUGGACGUUAGGCUUCAGUUUUAUUCUAUUACUCUAUCUACUAUCUAUCAAUUUAUGUUGUAACAAAACAUUUGAAAAAUCCUCUCUCAGUGAACGAUAUCCGUACAAGAGUAUGCGUAAGAUUUUCCUUUCCACUGUUUUUUUUUCUUCCUCUAAUUCACUAAUUGUCUGCUGUGUUUCGUAAAUUAUCUGCUCUGUUUCCGUUUCUCCGGUAAGAGACAUUUACAUUAGCCGCUUCAAUACGAAAUUAACAAAGAAAAAAAAAUACAUAGCAAAACUUAACAAGUCGUUGGAAAUAUUAAGCAAAAUUGUAUCAAGAAAAUUAUACCAAACGUAACCGAAACAAAAAGAAAUAAGGAAAAUAAAAAAAACACACACACAUUAGUGAGAGAAAGAGGAUAGUAUAGGCAAGUCCGAAGGCAAAGAAUGGUCGCAGUUAUUUCUUAUGUAAAACGGAAAAACUAUAAGCGGAAACAGCAGUAACCUUGUUUGUACAUAUUCUUUAGGAGAAACGAAUAAGAAAAUAAACAAAAAAAAAAACGCUAGACAACCGAUGAAUAUGCGUGCAGGUAUGCAUUAGUCGUAAAGACAGAGAUAACUGAAUGUAAUACUGGAAAAAAAGGGAGAAUAGUAAAACAAAACCGCAAACCAAUUGUGUAUAAAUUAUGAUAAUUUAAUUAUUUAAAAAAGGUGAGAAAAGUAUGAAAAGCCACGAAAAAAAAUCAAAUGAAAAUAAUAAUCGCUCUUAUGCAAAAAGUUAAA